UUUAUCUUUGCACUCAGCCGCAUUUGCAUCCUCUGAGAGUACUGCGCCUUGGGAUUCUGUGUCUCCAUCAUGUCUGCAGACCAGAUCGAACUUGCGUCUCCGCCCUUCGAUAGCGUGUCUGCCGUGCGGUUCUCGCCAAGCAACCCAGAUCAUCUCAUUACAUCCUCCUGGGACACGACUGUCAGGUUUUACGAUGUCGCGACGAACAAGCAGAAAUCCAAAUACGACCACCGAGCGGCCGUACUCGCAUGCUGCUUCUCCGACGGAAAUCACGCAUACAGCGGUGGCCUGGAUACCUCUGUCAGAGAGCUCGACCUACAAACCGAGAGCGUCAACCACCUCGGACAACAUUCUGAUGCAAUCUCGUCCAUAAACUUUGCUCGCGAACAAAAUACGCUCAUCACUGGGUCUUGGGACAGGACAGUUCGUUUCUGGGACCCCCGAGCCGCAAACUCUCAGCAAGCAUCUCACGAACUCCCCGAACGCGUUUACAACAUGGACCUCGUAAACCACAUUUUGGUCGUCGCAAUGGCGAGCCGACUCUUCCACAUCUAUGAUAUCCGCAAGAUGGAUUCGCCCGCCCAGACGCGCGAGAGCAGCUUGAAGUUCAUGACACGCGCCCUCGCAUGUAUGGCUGAUGGACAAGGCUAUGCGACGGGUUCAGUUGAGGGUCGUAUCGCCGUGGAGUAUUUCGACCCUAGUCCGCAGGCGCAGGAGAAAAAGUACGCGUUCAAGUGCCAUCGUCAAGCUAUCGACGACGUAGACCACGUGUGGCCUGUCAACGCGCUUGCAUUCCACCCUGUCUACAACACCUUUGCAUCCGCGGGAUCUGACGGGACGGUCUCAAUCUGGGACCACAAAUCGAAGAAGCGCCUGAGGCAGUACCAAAAGUACAAUGCGCCUGUACCGUCUAUUGCUUUCAACUGUGACGGCACGAAGCUCGCCGUCGGUGUCAGCUACACCUGGGAGGAGGGCGAGGAGGGCGCGAAGACAGCGGAGCGUCCUGCUGUGUACAUCAGGACUGUCGGUGACGAAGUCAAACCCAAGGGAUGGACUGCGAGUUCAUGAAGAGCGACUACUCCACACUUUCUGUAUCAUCAGUCUUGUGAUCGUGUAAUACUGGGCGACACGUUACCAGUUACCUCUGGACAUGCAGC
Molecule: messenger RNA, 1157 nt
Organism: Trametes versicolor FP-101664 SS1
Lineage: Eukaryota; Fungi; Basidiomycota; Agaricomycetes; Polyporales; Polyporaceae
Product: WD40 repeat-like protein
Exons: 8
Coding region: 70-1068 (332 amino acids)
Biological process (GO): mitotic spindle assembly checkpoint signaling; L-arginine biosynthetic process
Cellular component (GO): kinetochore; mitotic checkpoint complex; bub1-bub3 complex
Molecular function (GO): ubiquitin binding; ATP binding; argininosuccinate synthase activity
Source: RefSeq, a predicted model, not a curated record